AUGGUCGAGCCGCAGAACCGGACAAUUCUCCAGUCGUGGACAGGACUCCCUGCAAGAACAAGGCUCUUCCUUUCGUUCGGCGUUUGUGUCAUGGGCGCAACUGGUUUGAUCAUCUCAGACUAUAUGGAAAAGGUUGUCCCUCCUACGACUCCUGCCCAGUCGUAA
This is a messenger RNA of Laccaria bicolor S238N-H82, 165 nucleotides long. RefSeq lists its product as uncharacterized. Bases 1 to 165 code for a protein of 54 amino acids. The transcript has 2 exons. Lineage: Eukaryota; Fungi; Basidiomycota; Agaricomycetes; Agaricales; Hydnangiaceae. The record is from RefSeq and is a predicted model, not a curated record.